Messenger RNA from Cladocopium goreaui, 1239 nucleotides. The record is from the annotation of a GenBank genome assembly. NCBI's taxonomy places the organism in Eukaryota, Dinophyceae, Suessiales, Symbiodiniaceae.
GAUCCACAAGUGCCAUGGCGACAGAGAACAUGCGCGCUCUGCCUCCGCGACCGCUGGAUGAGUUGCCAGCGGAUCAUUGCAUGCUGCGUUCCCGCAGCUUUUCCUUUCUGCCGCGGAAGUACCGCGCCGCCGUGACGCUGCCGCCCAUGCGACCCCAUGUGCCGAUCAUCCGACGCUCCGUGCUCCGGAGUAAGGCUCAAAACCGGCGCAGCAUGAAGCCCAAGCAGGACCCCGCGCAGCCUGUGCCCGGCUGCUAUGGCGACUUCUGCCACACGGAGUUCAAGUACCCACAAAUCCUCCAGGACAUUGAGACGGGUACGGACGCUUGGACGCGGCAAGGAAGGCAGCUGUGCCUUCGACACGCCAUGGUGGAAGGAAAGGAGUUGGAUACCCUCAUGAAGCCGGAGGAAUUGGCCGCGUGCCUUCAGGACAACGACUCCGACGCCGAUGCCUCCCCGUCCAAAGUCGCGACUUCUGUGGUCACGGCAGGCACAGCGAAGGUGAAAAGGAAGGAAGGCUUGAUGGAUCUACCUGCGUCACAGGUCCUGGAAGCGAGGAGUCAUCCAGGUCUGUGUCAAUGGCUGGAGAGUCUGGACUGGCGGAUCAACCCAGAGGACGCCACGCUGCUCCUGGCGGCUGCGGCGCACCUGGCCUCGGAUGAAGCCGCACCGGUGCCACGCAACAUGUCCCUUCGCAUGGAUGUGACGGUGCCCGGCAUGCGAUAUCGAUUGAGACCCUUGAAGGUCUGCCGCACCUGUUUCAACACCUACCAGGUCAUCAGCCAGGUGAUCACAUUGGUGCGGCACCAGCGCAAAGAUCUGUGGGCCAAAGCAGAGCUGGAACGUUUGAAGCGCCACGACGAGAAGGAAAAGGAGCUGGCACAAGACGCUUACAUCCAGCGGGUCAUUGGCGAUCCAGAGGAGCGCGCGGCGCGUGCGGCGCAGAUGGGGCGCUGUCCGCCGCCGCCCUGUCUGCCGAGGGAAAGUCUGAUUUUUGACCACGAGGUCACCCAAUGGAUGCGCGACAUCCCGGACUCGCCCAGCACCAGCGAGAUGAUGAAGAACCUCUGGCGCAAGGCGGAGGAGCCUCACUCAGAAGAACUGCUCGAGGCACCGCCCAGUUCACCAGAGCCGAAUCGGCGGAGGAGAGCCGUCCUGGGCCUUUGACAGGACAUCCCAGCGCCCCCCCAGCUCCAGCGGACGGCGAAACGUGCCGGGCUGGAUGCACAACAUGUGCGCG